Mizuhopecten yessoensis (Yesso scallop) is the source of this 1450-nucleotide messenger RNA. Its product is annotated as nicotinamide N-methyltransferase-like. The record is from RefSeq and is a predicted model, not a curated record. Gene Ontology annotation, cellular component: cytosol. Gene Ontology annotation, molecular function: N-methyltransferase activity. NCBI's taxonomy places the organism in Eukaryota, Metazoa, Mollusca, Bivalvia, Pectinida, Pectinidae. The transcript is spliced from 3 exons. Bases 70 to 849 code for a protein of 259 amino acids.
UGUAAACAUUAAUUUAGUUCAUAGCUAGCAAACCUACUCGAUGCAUAUGUAAGUACACAACUUGUCAACAUGGCUACAAAGAAGGAGACGACGAACUUCGAUGAUUUUGACCCCGAGCGUUACAUGAAAGACUAUUACGAUGACGCGUCGUGGUUGUACAUGGAAGGAGAAGAUCUACCGUUUGCCUUUAAUGAACUGCAUCGCGCCUUCUCCUCAUUUCAAUUGAAGGGUAAUCGUCUCCUAGACAUCGGAACUGGACCGUCAAUUCAUUCGAUCAUCAGCGCAUCCAGCCACGUGGACGAGAUAUAUCUGAGCGAUUAUUCUCCCAAAAAUCGUAAAUAUCUACAGAAAUGGAAGGAAGGGGACAUCAACUUCAACGAAGGGAUGAUUAAAUAUUUACUUCGACUAGAAGGAAGCAAGACUACUGCGGCUGACAGGCAGAAACAGAUGAGGAUUAAGGUCAAAGACAUUUUCCAUAUAGACAUCAAAACAGAACAACCUCUUGGAUCUAACAAUAUUGAAAAGUUCGAUAUCAUCACUUCCAGUUAUUGCUUAGAGGCAGUCACUCACAGCCUCAACGAGUUCCACGCAUGCAUACACAACAUUGCGUCUCUACUCAAGAUAAACGGCCACAUAAUUGUGGCUGGCGAACUUGAAGCCUCGCGUUAUGUUGUUGGAGAUUACAAAUUUAAAUGUGUAGCUGUAUCCCAGUCUGAUGUGUACAAUAGUUUUGAGCAAGCUGGUUUUCGUAUCGAGUCGUUUAGAGAAAUGUCAGCCCCUAAUCCUGGCAAAGACCUGCUUUCUGACUUCAAAGGUGCGUACGUCAUGGUGGCAAAGAAAGUACGCUAAAGUUAAGUAGGCGUGGACGACACACGACAAAUAUGGGAUAGGAUAGUAAACGACUUUGGAAUCAAUUAACACUAUAUAACCAUAAAACCAGGACAAUGAGGAAGAUUAGCAAGUGGCUUAACAUGUAUUUUAUCCUCAACAAAGAAUGUCUAUUAUUCUUAUUAUCAUAAACUACCACAAAGGCGUUUUCAUAAAGAGUUUAAACCAUGAAUGUAUGUUGUCCCAUUGCUUUCAUUAGACAGUGUAUUCAGUUGAAGCUUGCAAGAAAAGGUUUCCGGUGCACUGCAUCAUAACACGGUAUUGUAUAAUAAUAUGACUAGCUCCGUUCAGAAUCUUGUUGUUCAUAGGUUUGGUUAGCUUAAACGAUUCGUUAAUGUAUGUGAUCAAAAUCCGUUUUAUGGGAAAUAUCAGAAAAUUUUCAAAGAGUUGAUUUUUUUCGUCUUUGGAGUACGCAUGCAUCAUUGUUUGAAAUUUUUCUGUUUUCAUGAAUAUACUUUAACAAGUUAAUUUUAUCAAAUGGUAGUUAAGCUAACUGGGCUUUGAACACUGAACUCUGUAGCUGCAACAUUUUAAACCAAAACAAAAUAAAGAGUGAUGUACA